Messenger RNA from Alosa alosa (allis shad), 2521 nucleotides. RefSeq names its product pantothenate kinase 4 (inactive) (gene pank4). Gene Ontology annotation, biological process: coenzyme A biosynthetic process. The record is from RefSeq and is a predicted model, not a curated record. NCBI's taxonomy places the organism in Eukaryota, Metazoa, Chordata, Actinopteri, Clupeiformes, Clupeidae. The coding region runs from base 24 to 2381 and encodes 785 amino acids. Gene Ontology annotation, molecular function: ATP binding; pantothenate kinase activity. Gene Ontology annotation, cellular component: cytosol; nucleus. The transcript is spliced from 20 exons.
UGUUGGCAAACAAGUUUUCCAAUAUGGCGGGCCACGUUGGUGGGAGUGAAGGGGGAAGUAAUAGCAUGGAUAAAAGCAUUACUCUCCCACCGGACGAAAUCUUUCGGAAUUUAGAAAAUGCAAAGAGAUUCGCUAUUGACAUAGGUGGUUCAUUGACAAAGCUCGCUUAUUAUUCUACGGUGCAGCACAAAGUGGCCAAAGUGAGGUCAUUUGAUCAUUCAGUCAAGGAAGCAGAGGGGGAUCCUCUGUAUGAAAUUUCUGUACAAGAAGAGAUCACCGCUCGACUCCACUUCAUCAAGUUUGAGAAUGCGUACAUCGAAACCUGCCUGGACUUCAUUAAAGACCACCUGGUUAACACGGAAACCAAAGUCAUCAAAGCCACAGGUGGAGGAGCGUACAAGUUCAAGGAUCUGAUCGAGAAGAAGCUCAAACUCAAAGUUGACAAAGAGGAUGAAAUGACAUGCCUGAUCAAAGGCUGUAACUUUGUCCUGAAGAACAUCCCCCAUGAGGCCUUUGUUUACGCCAAACAUGCGGACCCAGAGUUCCGCUUUCAGAACACACACCCCGACAUCUUCCCUUACCUGCUUAUCAACAUCGGCUCAGGGGUGUCCAUCGUUAAGGUGGAAUCGGAAGACAAAUUUGAGCGCAUAGGAGGAAGUUCCAUUGGUGGGGGGACUUUCUGGGGACUUGGGGCCUUGCUCACCAAAACAAAGAGGUUUGACGAGCUGCUUCAGCUGGCAUCCAAAGGGCAGCACUCCAAUGUGGACAUGCUGGUCAAGGAUAUCUAUGGGGGGGCCUACGAGUCCUUGGGCUUAACUGGUGACCUCAUCGCCAGCAGCUUUGGGAAAUCAGCCACUACAGACAAACAGUUCUCCAAAGAAGACAUGGCCAAGAGCCUGCUGCACAUGAUCAGCAAUGACAUCGGCCAGCUGGCCUGCCUGUACGCGCGGCUGCACAACCUCAGCAGGGUCUACUUCGGGGGCUUUUUCAUUCGCGGCCACCCUGUCACCAUGCACACCAUCACCUACAGCAUCAACUUCUUCACCAAGGGGGAGGUCCAGGCGCUCUUCCUCAGACAUGAGGGGUAUCUGGGAACCAUUGGAGCUUUCCUCAAAGGAGCAGAGGAGGAUAGUGAGUGUUCAGUGACAAACAGUGACCCUAACCAGUACAGCUGGGGAGAGAACUAUGCUGGGAGUUCCGGACUCAUGAGUGUGUCUCCAGACAUCAACCCCAUGCAGCGUGCCCGCAGUGGAACCUUCACUUUUGACAUGUUGGAGAUGGACCGGCUGGACAGGCAGCUGGUCAACCUGCCACUGCUGCAGGACCCGUCGUCCUACAUCCCUGACACUAUGGAUCUCACCGAGGACUCCCACGCCAGGGAGUACUGGCUCUACUGCUUCGAGGAGGCAUUGGAUGGGGUGGUGAAGCGUGCUGUGGCGAGCCGGCCAGACCUCCCGGAGGCGACAGAGCAAGCCGAGAAGUUCCGGCAGAAAUACCGGCACAAGCUGCAGACGCUUCGCCAACAGCCUUUUGCUUAUGGAUCCCUCACCGUCCGAAGUCUGCUAGACACACGGGAGCACUGCUUAAAUGAGUUCAACUUUCCUGACCCCUACUCAAAGAUAAAGCAGCAGGAGAACGACAUGGCGCUGAAGUACUACCAGAAGGUGGUGCGGGCCCUGGAGGACCUAAGCUGGGAGCAGAGGCAGUUUGCCUUGGUCCGCGGCCUGCUGGCGGGCAACGUGUUCGACUGGGGAGCCAAAGCCGUCUCUGACGUUCUAGAGACAGACCCAGGGUUUGGCUUUGAACAGGCAAAGCAGCAGUUGCAAGAAAGACCAUGGCUUGUGGAUGCCUAUAACCAGUGGAUUGAGAGGUUGAAGGGCGAGCCUCAUAAAUGUGCAUUGUUUUUCGUAGAUAAUAGUGGGAUAGACAUCAUAUUGGGAGUUUUCCCAUUUGUUAGAGAACUCCUCCUCCGUGGCACACAGGUUGUGCUCGCCAGUAAUUCUGGUCCAGCUCUGAAUGACGUGACUAACAACGAGCUGCAGAUUUUGACGGAGCGAAUCGCUGGCAUGGAUCCUGUUAUCCAGUCUGCUGUCAAGGACGACAGGCUGACUCUGGUUCAAAGUGGUUCCAGCUCCCCUUGCCUCGACUUGAGUCGGCUAGAUAAAGUCCUGGCCACGGUGGUGCGAGAGCGGCGGACGGACCUGGUCAUCAUCGAGGGCAUGGGCCGUGCCAUCCACACCAAUUACUACGCGGCACUGAGCUGUGAGAGCCUCAAGCUGGCCGUAAUCAAGAACUCCUGGCUGGCGGAGCGCCUGGGCGGCAAGAUCUUCAGUGUGGUCUUCAAGUACGAGGUGCCGCCCCAGAUGCAGGUGCAGCACUAGCCAGGGCCAAGUCCAUAGCUGCACCACAGGCCACUGAAAAAGCUCCAUCACUGGAGGGCUGGAGGAGAGAUGGAGACUCCAGUGUUGUGGAGGCUGAAGUCAGGCAGUGUGUAUCAGUGUUUGUUAUUGUGUGGAGGAAA